Phaethon lepturus (White-tailed tropicbird) is the source of this 1475-nucleotide messenger RNA. It is a transcript of the gene SHMT1, whose product is annotated as serine hydroxymethyltransferase 1 (soluble). NCBI's taxonomy places the organism in Eukaryota, Metazoa, Chordata, Aves, Phaethontiformes, Phaethontidae. Gene Ontology annotation, cellular component: cytosol; cytoplasm; nucleus. The coding region runs from base 18 to 1475 and encodes 485 amino acids. The transcript has 11 exons. The record is from RefSeq and is a predicted model, not a curated record. Gene Ontology annotation, biological process: folic acid metabolic process; purine nucleobase biosynthetic process; protein homotetramerization. Gene Ontology annotation, molecular function: mRNA 5'-UTR binding; serine binding; glycine hydroxymethyltransferase activity.
UCGGACCCAGCAGGAAGAUGGCAAACUCAAUGCAGGGCAAUGGGGGCCUCCCCAGCGCGGAGCUCUGGGCCUCCCACAACAGGAUGGUAAUGGAGCCGCUCGACAGCAAUGACCCGGAGGUAUACAGCAUCAUCAAGAAGGAGAAGCAGCGACAGAGGCUGGGGCUGGAGUUAAUCGCAUCAGAGAACUUUGCGAGCCGAGCAGUCCUGGAGGCCCUGGGAUCCUGCAUGAACAACAAAUACUCCGAGGGCUACCCAGGACAGAGGUACUAUGGUGGGACGGAGUUUGUAGACGAGCUGGAAAGGCUGUGCCAGAAGCGAGCCCUGCAGGCGUACCGGCUCGACCCCCAGAAGUGGGGUGUCAAUGUCCAGCCUUACUCAGGGUCACCCGCAAACUUUGCGGUGUAUACGGCCCUGGUGGAGCCCCACGGCAGGAUCAUGGGGCUGGACCUGCCCGACGGGGGCCACCUCACCCAUGGGUUCAUGACAGACAAGAAGAAGAUCUCUGCCACUUCUGUCUUCUUUGAGUCCAUGUCUUACAAGGUCAACCCCAAGACUGGCUACAUCGACUAUGACCGUCUGGAGGAGAACGCCCGUCUCUUCCAUCCCAAGCUGAUCAUAGCAGGUGUCAGCUGCUACUCGCGCAACCUGGACUACGCCCGCAUGCGCAAGAUCGCCGACGCCAAUGGUGCCUAUCUCAUGGCUGACAUGGCCCACAUCAGCGGGCUGGUGGCUGCUGGCGUGGUGCCUUCCCCUUUUGACCACUGUGAUGUCGUCUCCACCACGACCCACAAGACCUUGAGGGGCUGCAGGGCCGGCAUGAUCUUCUACCGCAAAGGCACCCGCAGUGUGGACCCCAAAACAGGCAAAGAAACACUCUACAACCUGGAGAGCCUCAUCAACCAAGCGGUCUUCCCCGGGCUGCAGGGAGGCCCACACAACCACGCCAUCGCAGGGAUCGCCGUCGCGCUGCAGCAGGCCAUGACGCCCGAGUUCAAGGCCUACCAGCAGCAGGUGGUUGCGAACUGCAAGGCGCUCUCGGUGGCACUGAUGGAGCUGGGCUACGACAUCGUCACGGGGGGCUCUGACAACCACCUGAUUCUGCUGGACCUGCGCAGCAGAGGCACAGACGGCGGCCGGGCUGAGAGGGUGCUGGAGAUUUGCUCUAUUGCCUGCAACAAGAACACGUGCCCUGGUGAUGUCAGCGCCCUGCGCCCCAGUGGCCUACGAUUCGGGACACCAGCUCUCACCUCCCGUGGCUUCCGGCAGGAUGACUUCCGAAUGGUGGCUAAGUACAUCCACAGAGGGAUCGAGCUGACGCUGCGUGUGCAGAAGGACCUGAGCCCCAAGGCCACGUUGAAGGAAUUCAAGGAGAAACUGGAGGAGGAGAAAUACCAAGGGGAGCUGAAGGCACUGAAGGAAGAGGUGGAAGCCUUCGCAGCGACCUUCCCGCUCCCAGGGCUGCCUGUCCUGUAA